AUGUCGGAUUCAGAUAGGGAGUUGUACCCAACCCCCCACUCAGACUUCCAGGAAAAAGUCCUCUACCUAGACUCAAUCGGCCUCGACUUCUUCUCCUUAAUCAACCACCACCCUCCGAUCCUCUCCUCCCCUCUACCCCACAUCAAAUCCACCGUCCAUUUCCUCCUCACCUCCAUCGGCUUCACCUGCCCGGAGCUCCGCCGCGUCAUUGGCAUGUGCCCCGAAAUCCUCUCCUCCCGUGUCGCCGAAAUCGUCCCCGUCCUCACCUUCCUCCUCCGCGAGGCCCGUGUCAAUGGCUCUGAUCUCCGCCGCGUCCUCAAUCGACGCCCCAGAUUGCUCACCUGCUGCGUUAAGACCCGCCUCCGCCCCACCCUCUACUUCCUCCAGAGCAUCGGCAUUUCCCAAGUGAACAAGCACACCUCUCUCCUCUCCUGCAGCGUCGAGGACAAGCUCCAACCCCGAAUCGACUACCUCGAGAAAAUUGGGUUCUCUCGCCGAGAUGCUCUCUCCAUGUUUCGGCGGUUCCCGCAGCUCUUCUGCUACAGCAUCGAGCAGAAUUUCGAGCCGAAAUUCAAUUACCUCGUGGUGGAGAUGGGGCGAGACUUGAAGGAGCUCAAGGAGUUUCCGCACUACUUUUCGUUCAGCUUGGAGAAUCGGAUUUGGCCGAGACACCAGCGGUGUGUGGAGAAAGGGGUUUGUUUUCCUCUGCCUGUGUUGUUAAAAACCAGUGAGGUUCAGUUUCGGGAUAGGCUGGAGAUUUUUUGUAAUUCUUCAAUCCCUUUCAGAAAUUCUCCUUUGUGGUGUACAAAUUCGAUUUCUGAUGAUUUGGAAAAAGGAUAAAAAUUGAUGGUCUUUUUUAUAUUUUGUUCGAAUUUUGGCGGAUAUAUCUGAAAAUUAAUUUUGAGGAGUAGCAUUUUCCAAAUACCCAAUUGAAUUUAGGGGGUGGUUUGGAGAUUUCUCAA
This is a messenger RNA of Prunus avium (sweet cherry), 962 nucleotides long. Lineage: Eukaryota; Viridiplantae; Streptophyta; Magnoliopsida; Rosales; Rosaceae. The record is from RefSeq and is a predicted model, not a curated record.